Molecule: messenger RNA, 1160 nt
Organism: Drosophila innubila
Lineage: Eukaryota; Metazoa; Arthropoda; Insecta; Diptera; Drosophilidae
Product: RNA-binding protein 42
Exons: 1
Coding region: 109-1017 (302 amino acids)
Molecular function (GO): mRNA binding
Source: RefSeq, a predicted model, not a curated record
ACUAAAAACAUCUGUUGUCUGUCUGAAGCAUUUUUAAGUGAAAAUUUGAUCAUUGAUUUUUUUAAUUUGUAAAUUGUUUAUAACGUGACUGCAAUCUGCUCCUUUGAAAUGGGCACAAAACGUCGCAACAUCGAGGACGAGCUGUCUCGCUUUGAAGCGGAGAUCUCGAAACCGCCAGCGCGAAAUCUAUUUGUGCCAAAUCAAGUGCGCCCAAUUAUCGCGGCAAAUACGUAUACCAACGUGCAGCAGAAACUGCAGCAGCAUCAGCCCCGGUUGACGGUACCCCCGCCGCCGAUACCGCCACCACCCACGUUCAUGUCCACCUUCGUACCGACGGGCAACAACACGUCCACAUCUCCGGUCAAAUCCAUGGCCGCGACUCCGGUUGUCCUAAGCAGUGCACCGAAGUUGUAUCAGUGCCGCCAGUCGGUGCAUGUGCCGACAGUGGCCACGGCGCCGGCAAUUGAUAUUAACAUAAACAACAUACAAUUCGAUGUAACGCAGAAACUCAAAAAACUCAAGGCAGAAAAAUCUGGUCCCAAUCCAAUUGCCGAAGAAGCUAUCAAAGCAGCACGUGCUUCAUCGGCAUUGCAAUCAUUUCAGACCACAGAGCGCAAGAAAAAGGAUCGCAAAACCGUGCGGAUUGCUGGUGGCACUGUUUGGGAGGACUCAUCAUUGGCAGACUGGCCUGACGAUGAUUUUCGCAUAUUUUGUGGAGAUCUGGGCAACGAUGUCAACGAUGAGGUGCUCACGCGCACCUUCAACAAGUUCCCAUCGUUCCAGCGUGCUCGAGUUGUGCGCGACAAGCGAACCGGCAAGAGCAAGGGAUUUGGAUUCGUUAGCUUCCGCGAACCAGCCGAUUUCAUUCGUGCCAUGAAGGAAAUGGACGGACGCUAUGUGGGCAGUCGUCCAAUCAAGCUGCGAAAGAGCACCUGGCGACAGCGCAGCUUAGAUGUUGUCAAGAAAAAGGAGCGCGAGAAACAGGUGCUCCUGCAGGCAUUUAACUCCACGAGUUAAGAACGCUGCCUGCGGCUAAUCAAUAACUAAACACUUUAGGCUAGUUUCGGUCACCUUUUUUGAUGUAGCAAAUUUGUAUUUACAAUGUUUGGAAGUUGCUGCUGCAGAAUAAGCAUAAUUUAAAAUAAAAACGUUAAAAUUAA